Vitis vinifera (wine grape) is the source of this 1102-nucleotide messenger RNA. Its product is annotated as L-type lectin-domain containing receptor kinase VII.1. The coding region runs from base 1 to 771 and encodes 256 amino acids. The record is from RefSeq and is a predicted model, not a curated record. The transcript has 2 exons. Gene Ontology annotation, molecular function: carbohydrate binding. Lineage: Eukaryota; Viridiplantae; Streptophyta; Magnoliopsida; Vitales; Vitaceae.
AUGAAGAGACACCCACAUCCAUACCCUCUUCUGCUACUCAUAAUCUCCAUUUCAACUCUCUUCGAAUCAGCAUCCGCUGUAGAUUUCGUCUUCAACGGCUUCAAUUCCUCUGAUAGCUCUUUAUCCAUUCCAAAUCCCGGCAAAAUCUCCGAAUUCCUCCCAUGUGGUUCCUUUUUCCACCUCGUUCAUCUUCUCCAUGGCAUCGUUUUCCUCUUCGCACCAGUCACUGGCAUCGAAGGUGCCUCUUCUUCUCAACAUCUAGGCUUUCUCAACCGUACCAACGAUGGGAAUCCGGAUAACCAUGUGUUUGGCGUCGAGUUCGACGUCUUCAAAAACGAAGAAUUUGGCGAUAUAAGUGAUAAUCAUGUUGGCAUCAACGUCAAUUCGCUCACUUCUAUUAGCGCACAUGAGGCUGGUUAUUGGUCCGGUAAUGGGAAAAUGAGCAGUAGCGAGGAAGAUGAGACGUCAUUCAAGAGGCUGAAGCUGAAUGAUGGUAAGAAUUAUCAAGUUUGGAUUGAUUACUUGGAUCUUCAUAUCAAUGUUACCAUGGCUGUGGCUGGCAAGAAGAGGCCUCAACGCCCUUUACUGAGUGUUGCUCUUAAUCUCUCUGAUGUUUUUCUGGAUGACAUGUAUGUUGGCUUCACUGCUGCAACCGGCAGAUUAGUUGAAAGCCACAGGAUUUUGGCUUGGAGCUUUAGCAAUUCGAACUUCUCCCUGAGCAGCGAAUUGAUUACAAAGGGUUUGCCAUCAUUUGUUCCUCCUAAAAAAUGAUAUUUCAGUCCAAAGGGUUCAUCGUUGCUGAUUAGGUGGAAGACUUGGAACCGUCCAAGUCUUCCAGCGCCUCUUAAUUUUCCUACCUCUUUAAUUUUCGACUCUUCUCAUAUAUUAGGGUACACCAAUAAUAUUACAGUGUACCUUUUUUUACCAUCAAUAAAUCAAUCAAGUGGUGGUAGGCUUAUCUUCACACUCCGUUGUUUGUGCCGGAAUCCCAUCUACUUAUACUCUUGUAAUUUGAUAUCGAUUAUUUGCACUCGCAUUCAACGACCUACAUUUUACCAUAUUUUAAUCUAAAUUUGGAAUGUGAUACAUACCAUUUUGGUAC